AUGUUCAUCUUUCGGAAGAGAAAAGCAGUAGGGGAAAGUGGUGAGAAUCCUGUUGUCAACUGUUUAAUUGACGAUGAAUUUGAAAAGGGAACUGGCCCGAGGAAGUUUUCGUACAGGGAGUUAGCUCGAGCAACGAGUAAUUUUCAUGAGGGGGAGAAGCUGGGAGAGGGAGGAUUUGGAGGGGUUUACAGAGGCUUUAUAAAAGACUUGAACUCAUAUGUUGCAAUUAAGAGGAUAUCCAAUGGAUCUAAGCAAGGUUUGAAGGAGUAUGCAUCAGAAGUAAGAAUUAUCAGUAGACUUAGGCAUCGGAAUUUGGUGCAACUCAUUGGUUGGUGCCAUGAAAAAAGAGAACUACUACUCGUCUACGAGUUCAUGCCCAACAGCAGUUUGGAGGAUGCAGCUGUCCAGUGCAUUGUUGUUGGCUAUGACAAACGUGAAAAGGGGUAUAGAGUGUACAAUUUGCAAACCAACAAGGUCACUACAUCUAGAAGUGUGAUCUUUGAUGAGAACUCAUUAUGGGAUUGGGACAAGCAAACUGUUGAUUCUAUCACAGUUUCAAUGGAGUUUGAAGACACUCUCAAAGGCUUUGAAGAGGAAUAUGAAGAACCAAUGAUUGACAACAUCUCCAGCCCCAUUCAGGUGACUACAGCAGCUGCUAAUGCUGAUUCACCAAGUGAUUCUCCAAGUUCUACACAUGUGAAGCUUAGAGACAUCACUGAGAUCUAUGCUAGAUGCAAUAUGAGCAUCAUUGAGCCAAAGAAUUUUGCAGAAGCUUCAAAGGAUAAAGCUUGGCAAAAGGCGAUGGAGAUAGAAAUGGAGAUGAUUGAGAAGAAUGAGACUUGGGAACUAGUUGAUAGACCAAGUGAUAAACCUGUAAUUGGUGUGAAAUGGGUUUAUAAGACCAAAUUGAACCUUGAUGGCUCAAUACAGAAGCAUAAAGCUAGGCUGGUGGUCAAAGGCUAUGCACAAAAGCCAGGAAUUGACUUCAAUGAGACUUUUGCUCCUGUGGCCAGACUUGACACAAUUAGAACUCAUAUAGCCUUGGCAGCUCAAAAGGGGUGGAAACUAUACCAGCUAGAUGUCAAGUCUGCAUUCCUAAAUGGUGUGCUCAAGGAGGAAGUUUAUGUAGAUCAACUGGAUGGAUUUGUGACUACAAACUAUGAAGAUAAGAUGUACAAAUUGAAGAAAGCCUUGUAUGGUUUAAAACAGGCUCCAAGAGCCUUGUAUGAGGAAAUCAAUGCCUAUCUUAUUAGCUGUGGAUAUGUCAGAAGCACGAGUGAAGCCACAUUGUACUGCAAGACUAAGGAAGACUCAGAAACUCUAAUUGUCUCAAUUUAUGUUGAUGACAUUGUGUAUACAGGAAGCAGUGGGGAAUUGAUUGCAGAGUUCAAACUGAAAUGA
This is a messenger RNA of Prunus armeniaca (apricot), 1401 nucleotides long. NCBI's taxonomy places the organism in Eukaryota, Viridiplantae, Streptophyta, Magnoliopsida, Rosales, Rosaceae. The record is from the annotation of a GenBank genome assembly.